AUGGGUGAUUAUUUAAGUCGAAUUACAACUAGUUUAUUCGAUUAUCCUCUUAAAACAACUCAUCCCUGUGUUUACUCAUCAGAAGUACCUCAAGAAGACAAUACCGAUACGCCAAUAGAAUCAAACUACGAUAAACUCGUUAACAAAUUCACGAAGAAACUUCAGAAGAAUCGAAUGGAAAAUCGAACGGGUGAUUAUAAGAGUUGGGAAGAAAAAUAUUUGUUGAUAAACUUUCCAGAAUGGAACGAAUCGACGAUCUCUUAUUUGCAUAGCUUAUUCUUAACUUUCUCUAACGAGAAUAAGAUGAUAGAUUUCAAAGCAUUUUUAUGUAUACUAUCGUGUCUUUGGUGUGAAAUUGAUAACGAAGAAAAAAGAAAUCAAUUUAAAACUACCGACGUAAAUCAAGAUGGAUUCAUAGAGUAUCUGGAGUUUUUAAAUUUGAUCUAUUCUGAUGAAAAUUUAACGACUGUUACUAAAAGUAUUGCAGAACAAACGCAGUUCGUAAACGCUCUGUCUAUUGGAGAACAAUUAGAAUGCGGAUUGUUUUGA
This is a messenger RNA of Diorhabda sublineata, 549 nucleotides long. RefSeq lists its product as uncharacterized. Gene Ontology annotation, molecular function: calcium ion binding. Lineage: Eukaryota; Metazoa; Arthropoda; Insecta; Coleoptera; Chrysomelidae. The coding region runs from base 1 to 549 and encodes 182 amino acids. The record is from RefSeq and is a predicted model, not a curated record. The transcript has 4 exons.